Molecule: messenger RNA, 1380 nt
Organism: Arachis duranensis
Lineage: Eukaryota; Viridiplantae; Streptophyta; Magnoliopsida; Fabales; Fabaceae
Exons: 4
Coding region: 1-1380 (459 amino acids)
Source: RefSeq, a predicted model, not a curated record
AUGGGUUUUGUUGAGUUGCAAAAUGGUCUUUGUAAUAACAUUCAAAGCUACAUUUUGAAAAGGGUGAGCAAUCUUUUAUACAGAAUUCCUGUGCAAGUAUUUGGUGGGUUAAUACAGUUUCAAAUAAUACCCAUCACUGACGAUGCCAGUAUGCAGCAGAUGUUGUAUAUUUAUCAACAAACCCGAUCUCACAUGCCGAUGAUAGAGCUGUACGUUGAGUUUGAACAGCAGUCGGGGAUGAGUAUGGUCGACGAUGAGAUCAAUAUUGAUGAGCUCGGGGAUAUAGAUUGGGAAGAAGAUAAUAAUGACAGUGAAGACGAAUUCGAAGCUAACUAUGAAGUCGAUGAAGAAAACGAUGACGGAGACUUGGCAGGCAAUCCAGCGGUGCAAGAUGAAGCAAAUGCGAUUGUAAGCCAGCACCCGUUUGGUGAUCCGUCUUUUAUGCAGACUCUAGAUCUCGAAGCCAUGCAUGCUCCAGAAUUUCCUGAGUAUGCGAAUACAGGCAACGUUGCGGUGGAAGAUGGCGAGUUUAGUGUCGGAAUGAAAUUUAGUUCGAGAGAGUCAGUUAUAUCUGCAAUCAAAAGCUACACCAUCUCUAGAGGAGUUGAUUACACUGUGUAUGAGUCUGAGCCGCAGACAUUCUAUGCGAAAUGCAAGGGGUAUGGUGCAGGGUGCGACUGGCUUAUCCGAGCUAGUUUGAUUCGAAAAAAAGCUUGUUGGGAAAUCAGGAGAUACAAUGGCAAGCACACGUGCACCAUGGGCACGAUUUCACAAGAUCAUGCCAAGUUGGACUCAGACACAAUUGCAGAUGCCAUUAGGCCGUUGGUCGAAGCAGAUCCCUCGAUAAAGGUGAAGUCUGUUAUUGCAGAAGUUCAAGGUAGGUUCAACUAUACUGUGAGUUACUGCAAGGCUUGGUUGGCAAAGCAGAAAGCUGUUGCAAAAAUUUUCGGUGAUUGGGAAGUUUCUUACCAGAUUCUGCUAGUAUGGUUGAAAGCAAUGACAGUGAAGAUGCCAAGCAUUCAGACACUGCAAGCCAUUGGUGCAGUUGAUGGCACGCACCUAUACGGAAAAUAUAAAGGAGCACUUCUGGUAGCGGUUGCACAAGAUGAAAAUCAAAACAUUGUACCUAUUGCAUUUGCAAUUGUCGAGGGCGAGACAGCAGACGCGUGGGAGUUUUUCUUAACCAAUUUGAGGAGAUAUAUUGUUACCAUUGAUGGUGUGGGUAUUAUUUUUGACCGCCAUACCUCCAUCGACACUGCAAUAGCUCGCAGUAACGGCUAUUCUAGGACGGAACAGGAGUACAACAAAAACUACCAAAGGCUUAAAGAAUGGGGUGAGGCAUAUACUCAAUGGUGCGAUGAGAUCGGUGUUGAGAGAUGA